This is a messenger RNA of Vanessa tameamea, 994 nucleotides long. RefSeq lists its product as uncharacterized. The transcript is spliced from 5 exons. The coding region runs from base 128 to 901 and encodes 257 amino acids. The record is from RefSeq and is a predicted model, not a curated record. Gene Ontology annotation, molecular function: DNA end binding. Gene Ontology annotation, cellular component: nucleus; DNA ligase IV complex. Gene Ontology annotation, biological process: double-strand break repair via nonhomologous end joining. Lineage: Eukaryota; Metazoa; Arthropoda; Insecta; Lepidoptera; Nymphalidae.
AUAAACAAACACUUGAAUUAUAUGUAUUUCGUAGUAUUUAUUAUUUACAUUUAUACAAAUAUUGUUAAAAACAUAUUUUGGUUCAUAUUAUAAUUAUAGUUACCCAAAAAAACAAUACUUUAGUCUAAUGUGGAAAGAAUUACAAAAAUCGCCAUCAUUUUUCUUAUUGUUUAAAAAAGAAUGUAGAUAUCAUAUUAUAAUUACAGAUUAUAUCAAAAUAUGGGAAAUUUAUUACUCAGAAGAUACUUUUCUUAAAUGCCUGAAGGAAUGUAAUUUAGGCUUAGAAAUUAAUACACUGGAGCUCACUGAAAAUGGAACCCAAAUGCUUCUAAAUCCUGCAGAAUGUAAGAGUUUAAAUAUAUCACAUAAUGAGUCAUUACUUAUUGUGUCUAUGACUAGGUUUUACGGUUACCCUUUACACCUAAGAAUUGAGCUAAAUGAAGGAUCUCAUGAGUUGUUUUUCCAAGAAGUUACUCAACAACUGCUGAAAACAGUAAAAGACUUAAAAUGUAGUGAAACAAAAUUACGUAAACUGCUUACAAAGAAAGAUGAAGAAAUUGAAGAAUACAAAUCAUUAGGAGGCAAGAUACGAUAUACUGCACUUCCUCCUUAUGAUGAUGAAACACAUAUGCAAACACAUACAGAAUAUGAAAAAAAUUUUGGGGAAAUAGAGAUUUCCAAUACUAUUCUAGAUAGAAUAGUUAAUGUUCCUAGACAAAGUACCAAUGAAAUAAUGAGUAAUAGUGAGAAAAAUAUUAAACAAGAACCUCUUUCACAAGAAGAUAUCUCAUCAAAUGGAACAACUAGGGGAUCAAAUGAUAUAAAACAAGAAUAUAUAAAGAAUGAAAUAACUCCAAUAAUUCCAACACGAACCAAGAGAAAAAAAAUGCUGAACAUUUAAUGGAAUAUUACAUAUGAGAAAUGUCAUACUAAAUAUUUUAUUUUAUUUCUUAAAACCAUGAAAUGUUAAUUUAUUAAAAUUCAUAUAUAUAUA